GUAAACAAUGCUGCUACAAGCGUGCUGAAACGAGCUAUAGACUAUACUGCAGAAGAUUUCGAACGUUUAAUGGAAACCAAUGUUGCUUCCCCAUACCAUCUACGUCAACUCGCACAUCCACUCCUAAAAGCAUCUGGAAAUGGAAGCAUUGUAUUCAUUUCCUCAGUUUCUGGUGUGAUGGCCUUGCCUGCUCAGACUGUGUAUGGAGCAUCUAAAGCUGCAAUCAAACAAAUUACGCAAAACUUGGCUUGUGAAUGGGCAAAGGACAACAUUCGCACAAAUACGGUCGCACCAUGGGGUGUCAAAACCACCGUUAUGAAACCUGUAUGA
Molecule: messenger RNA, 330 nt
Organism: Ilex paraguariensis (yerba mate)
Lineage: Eukaryota; Viridiplantae; Streptophyta; Magnoliopsida; Aquifoliales; Aquifoliaceae
Source: the annotation of a GenBank genome assembly